AUGAACAGGCCCGGCGGCGUCAGAGAGCCAGAGCAGCUACACACACAAGGACCGUCUGGAUCUGUGCGUUUCGAAGACGUCGCGUUGACGGGGCGCGCCGAGACGAGCCUUUUGGCGAGCACAGAAGAAGUGCAGCAGUGGUCGCAAAUCGAACUGGAUACUUGUAACGAGACUUCGCGCGUCGCGAGAGCUAUUAGCGCUGAGGCCAAAAAAAACGGAGGUCUCCUCACGUGCAGCCACGCAGGCACGAGCCGGGCUAGUCUGCAGCCUAUUGUGAAGCCUGUUGCCCAACCCAGGGCCCGCUAUUCAAGGCCACAAAAGCGGCCCAUGAAUGACGAUGUGCAACCAGGGCUUCAAACGAGAUGCUGGCGAGAGUGA
Molecule: messenger RNA, 378 nt
Organism: Trichoderma harzianum CBS 226.95
Lineage: Eukaryota; Fungi; Ascomycota; Sordariomycetes; Hypocreales; Hypocreaceae
Exons: 2
Coding region: 1-378 (125 amino acids)
Source: RefSeq, a predicted model, not a curated record